AUGUUUCAGUGGACCACUCAGGUAAAUCACCCACCAGCGCUGCUAGCAGCAUCCUAUCAAGUGCGACUGGGCGGAACAGUACGCAUGACGUUCCGAUACGUGUACGUGUACAUGGGUGGGCUGCUUGGCAACCUGAAUCGGAUGCCAGGCUCCGACAUUUUUGUCCCCACGGAUCCGGGCGGACCCCCCGGGGAGGUGUGGCUGUCCACUGCUGCGGUGCACACACCGUACUGCUUUCCAGGCUACUUCCGCGUGCUCGACGUUUCGUCGAUGCCCCGACCUGCACAAUACCCGGGAAACCAGACAACGCUGGUAAAUGUCCCACAGGACGGCUGUGUGGAUUCACAAGCUGCGCCGCCACUUCAGCGGUGCUGGGCGGAUAAAGUCUUUUCAAGCGACUGGGCCUUUGAAUGCACCGAAGUCGACGCCACCAGCGGCGCACUACGCACCACCAACCUGCUGUUCAGAUUCCUCAACACGACCGCCGUAUGUGAAGUGCACGUAGACAUGGACUGCCUGCUGAAGAGGGACCCCCUCGUAUGCUACGCAGAAACCGUCAACCGGGCCAAAGGCAGUGGCGGUAACAGUGUUAGCACCAGCAGCCUUUCCACCUUGCAGCCGGUGCCUAAAGACCGCAGCGCCAGCAGCCGCACGGCGGUUGUGGUUAAGGCGGGGCGGGGGAUGGUGCUGCUCCCUUUCAUCAUCGGGCCCCUGGGGUUCAUGAUCGUGCAUGGGGGGUUUGCGGCAUUUGCCUUGCUGCUGGGGUUUGCUGCAGCGGUGUUUCUGCGGCGGAAGGGCAGGACUCCGACCGCCCGCCCUGCUGCAACCACUGCGGAUGCCACUGCGGUUGCUGGCGGGGAUGAUGAUAGGAGUUUGGGUGCUCCUGCUGGGACUCCUUUGCUGGAGUUGGAGCUGGAGAACAGCAGGGCACAGCCGGGUGGCCGAAGCAAUCUGCUCAUGCCAUCUGAGUCAUCUUCACUAUCUACCAAACAACAACCGCCAACAGAAGUGCACGAGACCAAGGCCAUGGCCUGCGCGGGCGUGGCACCGCCGGUAACCACCAAGACACCCCGCAGGCCCGACAUCCCCCUCCAUGUAGCUCUGGUGCCGCUUCCACAACUGCCGCCAGGAGCGGCUGCAGCUGUGGGGCUUGGUGGCGGCGGCCACUACUUCCCACAGCAGCCUGGGCCUGGUGCUGCUGCAUGCCUUCAAUCCAUCAAAGAGGAAUCCAUGAUGGCGUCAGGAGUUCCUCCGCCGAAUGGAAUGGAUGGAGUGGUUUGCAACACAGACAGCAGCCUGCAGCUACAGCAAGCGACACCAGAGUCGCCGUCAGUGGGACCUGGUGCUACGAAUGCGGCAGUAGUGCUGCCGGAGGGCUUCGAAGGCGGCAGCAGCAGCAGGAAUGAUCUGAUGACCGGUAGCAAUACAAGCAGUGGGGAGGGCUGCGGCGUGGUUAGCUUGAUGCCAGUGUUUCGCGGCAAGGGCACCUACGGGCGGGUGGUCGAGGGGCUGUAUGCGGGGCGGCGCGUUGCGGUGAAGUUAAUGGCCAAUGAGGAGUUGCUUGGCGUGGAGGGGGCUCCCCCCGGAACCUUCAUCAAGGCAUUUGCACAGGAGGUUGAGGUUUUGGGCCGUUGCCAGCACCCCAACAUCAUCCAGUUGUUGGCGGCGUGUGUAAGCCCGCCCCGGUUGUGUCUGGUGAUGGAGCUCAUGGAGACGUCCCUGGACAAAUUGUUGUAUCACAGCCCGGGCCAACAGCCGAUGCCGCUGCCGAAGGUGCUCCACAUUGGGAUCUGUAUCGCCAACGCACUGGCCUACCUGCACCCCACCAUCAUCCACCGGGACCUGAAGCCAGCCAACGUGCUGAUCGACAACCCUCAAAGCGACAGGCCGAUCGUCAAGCUGACGGACUUCGGUUUGGCCCGAUUGCGGAUGACAGUGAAGUCGACGGAGCACCCUGACGCCGGCACGGUCGGAGCCAUAAGAUUUGACAGAAGGGUGGCAAAAUAG
Messenger RNA from Volvox carteri f. nagariensis, 2007 nucleotides. RefSeq lists its product as uncharacterized. Gene Ontology annotation, biological process: protein phosphorylation. Gene Ontology annotation, molecular function: protein kinase activity; ATP binding. The record is from RefSeq and is a predicted model, not a curated record. Lineage: Eukaryota; Viridiplantae; Chlorophyta; Chlorophyceae; Chlamydomonadales; Volvocaceae. The coding region runs from base 1 to 2007 and encodes 668 amino acids. The transcript has 14 exons.